This is a messenger RNA of Microdochium trichocladiopsis, 840 nucleotides long. RefSeq lists its product as uncharacterized. Lineage: Eukaryota; Fungi; Ascomycota; Sordariomycetes; Xylariales; Microdochiaceae. The transcript has a single exon. The record is from RefSeq and is a predicted model, not a curated record. The coding region runs from base 231 to 647 and encodes 138 amino acids.
AACCAACCGUCCGACAAACCUCUGCAUACUUUAUCAGUACCCCCUGCAGCUGACACAGCACAUACCCCGCAUCUCAAAACCGUGAUUCUUGCUCGAAAUCGCCAAGCCGCGCUGUCAUUACUUAUACCAACUCGCAAGCAAUAUCACCAACACACUGCUAGCAAGUGGCCCUCAUACUCUCUUAUCUGUUAGCAUACUAACGACUCAUCAGCUCAUUCAAGAAUCCGACCAUGUCCCAAACCGUAGCAGACCAACAACCCGUGACCGACAACAUGUCACUACGCGACAUAUUCGACACGAUGAAAAAGGCCCCAGACGGGCGAGGCAUAAACGCAUUGGGCUAUGACGGUGUGCUCCGCAGUUUCGACGAGGAACGUAAUGUCGUCGAUGCAGUUGGCCUCAACCCAAUCCAGAUCAGAGAGUACUACGAGAAUUUUCCGCUACCUAAACGAUUCCUCGCCGCCGACGGCCGCAACAUAUCUCGUGAGGACAUGUUCAACCCCGCUGCGGAGAACAUUCCCAGGAAGCCCACAGAGGAGGACAUAGCUAAGAUGAAGGCCCAUAAUGAAGAGUUGGAAAGGCGCGGAGUUACAUGCUCUAUUCCGGCGAAGUCAGCCGACGACAGCGAACCGUCCAAGUCACUGUGAGCUGGGCAAGUCAGCAGGCGACGGUGGCCCGAUUCCAAGUGGGUUUGCUUUGAUCACUGCAGAAGUUCCAAGGUCUCAAUCUCGCUGUGCUCCUUUUGAGUAGUUGUCUGGUAAUACUACGCAUCAUACAUAAUUCCGUUGGUUCUCAAAGCCAUUUGCAGCAGCGUCAUGGCGGUGAAGCCGCCGCGAGCCC